Molecule: messenger RNA, 3441 nt
Organism: Fonsecaea erecta
Lineage: Eukaryota; Fungi; Ascomycota; Eurotiomycetes; Chaetothyriales; Herpotrichiellaceae
Exons: 2
Coding region: 1-3441 (1146 amino acids)
Source: RefSeq, a predicted model, not a curated record
AUGGCAGAAAUCGAGGAAGCAUUGGCCGGAAACCACACAUCCUCUUCAUUGGUUCAGAAAAACUCUGUUUCACCACGGUCUCCGACCGCCUCUAUCUUGGAUCCUCCCCCAGUCAGCGCCAGGCCGUGCCUCAACAAACGUUCCUUGUCCUCCUUGCCGGAGCCCGGGAAGAAACGAUGUCUUGUCCCAACUAAACGGGCAGUUGAAAUUGCGAAUCAGAAAUUCGAGAAGUUCGGCGGCAUGGAAGACUACCUCCAGAACCAACCUACGGCGUCUCGGAUUCGCCCAUCGACCUACAACCAGGAAGAGUUUGGAUUCGUCAAUCCAUUCCCCGACGGCUUCCCUCUCUCUGACGACGAAGGUUGGCUGGGCUCAAAACCUCAUGCCGAUUCGUCUCUCUAUCAGGACUCUGAUCAUGAAGACGAAGAUUAUUGGUCCGGAAAAGGCCCAGAAGAACAACAAGGUCAUUUGAAGGAGGCGUCGUUGAAAUCACUUCGACAUAAACAGAUAAGAGAUGAAUCAACUGCAAAAACUCCCGACACUGAAAUGGAUAAAGAACAGAGAAUCAUGACUCUGGCUCGCGAAUAUAUGCACAGGAGCGAAGAAGCUGGGGCGGAGCGGAGCAGACAGCUUCGCGAGAACGCUUUACGACGACGCGGGCUUCUCACGAUUGCUGAAGGGGACGCAACUUCAGAUUACAGUACCACAGUCUCAAAUGCAGGCACCGAAAAUGGGUCAGACAAUGGCCUGUUCUCUGACAAGGACGGCCAUGAUCAGAGCAUCCAGGACCUUUUGGACAUUGCACAGGAGCACGUGACGAAAAGUUCAAAUCCUACUCAGACAGAGGUACGCGACAAAUUGAACAGGACAAAGGCACGGACCCAAGGGCCAAUCACGCAGAUCCCUACUUCACGAGCAGCCGCCGAGCAGUUCCGGACCCAAAGUCGACAUUUAAGUGGACAAUGUGACGCUCAAGUCAACAACAAUAGAUCUGCGCCCCUGUCCUUACGAGACGGUCAUUCUCGGGGCUCGAAAUUUGAGGGUUUGAGCCUGCAGGCAAAGGAGGACCGCUUGCGUGUGGCGAAAAAGUCUGUGUUUUCGGGCCUUACGGUUGAGGGAAGGGUGAGCAACCCUUCCGCAGAGAAACAGUUCAGCACGGAUGACGAAAUUGACCCUAGAGCUCGACGGAAUCUUCUUCCUCAGUUGCCGAGUGGCUAUAAGAGCGCCCCUGGGCUUGACACGGAACAACAAGCAACACGACUCAUUGCUGGUCCCAGAAAUGAAGCCAGUUACAGCUCACCCACACGGGCACCUAUCAACCUUGAGAUGCAGACGGAGAAGCAAGAAAAUGCAGUGCGUCCGUCGUCGCUUCUUACCCGAGAUCCUAACAAAGGAUUGUCGCUUCCCAAAAACUUUGACAAGCUCUCAGAGGAAGAGAAGGAAGUGAUUGUCCAGCACGAGAUCGUCAAGGAGAAGAAGAGAGACCUGGACACCCUUGGGAGUGUGUUUUGGACAUUGGCGCAGCUACAGUGCUUUCCCAACCGCGAGAUAUCUGACAGAAUAAUGCAGUACGAAACCAAAGAGCUUCACGACAUCGGUAGGUUUGUUACCCACGUGAUUGAGCAGGGAAAGCCUGGUAAGAUGCGGAGAGCUCGUAUACAAGGCAUCCGUGACAACAUCCGGAGACGCAUUUCCAGAGCAGCAGAGAGCUCAGAAGAGCCUACCCACGUUGCGGUCAUGGCCCAAAUGAGGCGAAUCUUCAAUCCAAAACACAUUGAUUUCAUCCACGACGAAACGCCCAAAAUCCAGGCGCAAAUCGAUCACUGGGGAAGCCUACGGAGUGAGCGAAAUAGCAACAGCAAGCGGCAAAAGGCAAGGCCACGAGGGAAUGGCAAAAAAGAGCGACCCAGGAAAAAAGAAGUCCGAUUUGCGGACGAGGCGACACUGACUGUCCAGGAAAAGCAAUCGAAGGGCAAAGCGAGCAAAAUCGACAGCCGGAAAUCGCAAUCCGACAAACAGGAGGAAAUGAUCGAGAAGCUCAGAGCCCAAUUGAGACUCUUUGAGACGGCCGACCCGGAUGAAGUGGCUGGACUCCAGAGCCAAGUAGCUGAGAUCGAGGCCGCGCUUGAGCGCGCGACUCAACACGACGACGAUGAUGAAAGCGAAGAAGAGGACGGUGCUGAGUUUGUCUUUGGAGCCGGAAAAGAUGGUGCGUCGAGCCUAUCUCAUGGAUUGCACAGCCAAACUACUCGAGGAUCAAGAACAGAAGAGGAACAGGACAUGGAAGAAAUCAACCGUCUGGAGAGUGAACGUCAAAAGGCGUCAGGUGGUCAUAUGCCAGCACUCAGCCAACAGCGACCUAGCCUGGCACUACUCAAACAGAUGCAGCUCAAAGCGAGCAAGGCGAGUCAGAGCCAAGCUUUCGACUCUGAAAUUUUACGACGGAUGCAGCUGAAGAGGAUCCAGCAGCUGGAAGCAGCGACAGACACCACAAUCAUUGAUCGAGCCACUGUAGGCGAAUCAGAUAGUGAGGCGCACGCAUCUGAUGAAGAUGAAGAUGAAGAUGAAGACGAAGACGAAGAUGAAGACGAAGAUGAAGACGAACAAGAUCGCCAAGUGUUUCGCUACACCGUCUGGGGUGCAUUUGCCGGGGUAGAUAUCUACAAAGAUGCCGACCACUACUACUUCAUGAAGACGUAUAGCGUCACAAAGGCGCAGGAAAAAGUCCGACAGAUCAUCUUGGGCAUUUACCGAUGGGCAGCGUCGCCAGAGAAUGGCACGGAGAGCAGCCGAGUGGAUAUACAAACGCAACUGCACCACGAGUUGAUGGAGCAGCACAUCAUUGUUGGUGAAGACUCUACAAUCGAGGCGCGUGCAUGGAUCGAGCGAGAUCUGGUGGAUCUGAAGAAGAAAGCCUUUAGGGCCGCAAAACGCCACCGAGCGGUCAAGCAAGUCGCGACAUGGGCGGUGUAUUGGGAAAAGACUAUCACGCCCAUCAUCAAUCCGGCGGAAGAGACUGGAACUGAGACUGAGACCACAGCCAAACCAGACGGCUUUGACGACCUCUUUGAGGAAUCUGCAGAGGAAAAAGCCGCCGCCGCCGCCGCGGCGCCAGUCACCACGUCGUCGUCAGUCGCGCAAGAUGACAUCAAGUUCUUCACCACGCCGAUCCUGGCAAACCGCUGGGCGAAGGACGUGUACCUCGCGUGGCACUUUGCGUUCCUCCCCGGCUGGCAGAACGAGGGCUAUCGCCGCCUCGAGGACGAGUCAAUGGAGCAGUACCUGGAGACGCUGGGCGAUUGGGGCCUGUUCAUGCGCGAGGAGAGUUUCGAGCGCGUCGAGGGCGGUGAUGCUGGUGCUGGUGCUGGUAUGGGAAGACGAGUAGAGGAGAAGUUCAAAGUGUGGGUCAAGAAGAUCGCGGUCAAGGGUCCGGGGAAUUGA